UAUAAAACUACUAAAAUAAAUGUUACAUAUUUAAGUCAUCUUUUUUUGUUCAUAUAAUUAAUCUUUCUGUUGUCAUUGGUCGUAAUACUACUGCCAUUUUCAAUGCCUCUGAGAUUUCCAUUGCUCCUCUCAAUUCUGAGAUUAAGCAGUUUUCUUCUUUAUUAAACCUCGUCUCACUAUUUUUCUCUUUUUGGGUUCAGUUGAAGAACCCAGUGGAAUCCCAAAAGCUGAUUUUUUAGCAUGAGGUCGCUCACAGUUAACUAUUGGGCUACCAGUACCAUGUUCAUGGGUUUUGCCACAAACCCACCUCAUUGUAUAAGUUCUACCUUCAUAGGUGGGACUUUUAAAGUAAGGCAUUAUGUGCAAAAGGCUUUAUAUCCCAGAUUUCACAAAGGGUUUACCUGUAAUCCCAGGGCAUUUGCAAGAAGAAACUCAGUGAAGAAAUUGAAAAAGAAUGGAAAACCACUUGGAGGUGUUGCUGACAUUUCUUCUAAAGAUGAAUAUGGUCAAGAAGAUGACACUGAACUUGACCCUUCUGAUAGUUCAGCUGCACAAAAACUGAAUAUGGUUCCCUCCAGGGGUACAGUACUUCAGGCAUGUGCUGUUACUUCUGGCUUGAUAGCUGCUUUCGGUGUAGUGCUUCGACAAGUAUCACAUCUUGCAUCAACAGAAGGAUUGCCAAUACUUGAUUGUUCCUCGAAAGUAUCAUUUGAUUUUGAGAUGUGGCAUCUUCAGUUGCUUACAGGAUUAGUUGUAGUGAUAUCAUCAAGCCGAUAUCUUUUAUUGAAGACAUGGCCAGAUUUUGCUGAGUCUAGUGAAGCUGCCAAUCGGCAGGUCCUUACUUCACUGGAGCCGUUGGAUUACUUGGUUGUUGCUUUUUUGCCUGGGAUUAGUGAGGAGCUUCUUUUUCGCGGUGCAUUAUUGCCACUUUUCGGAUUUGAUUGGAAGAGUGUCUUGGUGGUUGCUGCCCUGUUUGGUGUUCUACACAUUGGAGGUGGCCGAAAGUAUUCCUUUGCUGUCUGGGCAACUUUUGUUGGGCUUAUGUAUGGCUACGCAACCAUCUUUUCUUCCAGCUUGAUUGUACCUAUGGCUUCACACGCAUUGAACAACUUGGUUGGGGGAAUUAUAUGGCGCUAUGAAAAUCAAUCAAGUUCAUCAGACCAAAAAUGAUCAUCAUUUCAUGCAGCAUACAACAUAAUUCAAGCAAAGACAUCAAAACUUUGAACUAGUCAGUCAGUAGUGCAUCCUUAAUUUGUAUGUAGUGUAUAGACAGCCACCUUCAUUCAUUUUGUCCCCAAAGAAAGCUGCUUGUACACACAAACAAGUAUAUAUAAAAAAGUCUUACAAUUCCUUCAAACUUAGCCUUAUAGAAUAGUCAUAGACAUGAUUUUUAAUCACAUAGAAAAGAAAAAACAAAAAACCCCACGUUGUUUAUGAAAUUGUUGUUGAACUUUUCUAGAACAUAGUUUCACUUACAACCUCACGCGUAAGAAGUUGAAGAAAGUGGGGCCUUUUGUAUUUAUAUGACUUGUUAAUAUUUUCAUUAAUAUGGUAAUACAUUGGCUUUCGAAA
Messenger RNA from Cannabis sativa, 1572 nucleotides. RefSeq lists its product as uncharacterized. The transcript has 8 exons. Gene Ontology annotation, biological process: CAAX-box protein processing. Lineage: Eukaryota; Viridiplantae; Streptophyta; Magnoliopsida; Rosales; Cannabaceae. Gene Ontology annotation, cellular component: membrane. Gene Ontology annotation, molecular function: metalloendopeptidase activity. The record is from RefSeq and is a predicted model, not a curated record. The coding region runs from base 241 to 1170 and encodes 309 amino acids.